AUUUUCACCUGGACAGGCAGGUCUUCUAUACCUGACCGUCCAGCAAUCGCUUGAGAAGGAAAUGAAUAGGUUGAUCAGCAACAAUCCAGCUUUUACAGUUUCGGCAGAGGUUUCCUGCUGGUUCAGGUGUGGUGAGGCCCGGAAACCUCAGUGCCCACAGACUUUUCCUCUUGUGGGGAGCCCGCCCAAACUCCAUCCUUUGCCCGCGGCCACGCCCUACGGUGGGAAGGAGGGACUGAAAAGCACUUCCUUGGGGCCGGCACUACUUGCCCUACCCAAAACGAGUUGUUGUUUGUUUUUUUUUUUUUCCCUUCCCUGGCUGAGCCAGUUUCCUCUGAAAUACAGAGUGACCGGAGGAGGAACCGGAGGAGGGACAAGACAAACUCAUGGAGCUCCAGAAAGAGUGAAAAGAAGAUUCAGCUGGCUGGGAGGUUUCUUUGCAUACGUGUUUCCAGAACUGAGACACUCUGCCUCAAUAAGAACAACUUAGGCCUUGGGAGUCAUUCUCAGCGGUGCUCUGUGCAUCCUCAAGGGGUCAAGCACUGGAGUGGACCACUGCGUUGUGAUGGGAAAUGAGAGGGGCGUGAUGCGGAUGCUGUUGGAAUGCAGUCUCAGUGACAAGUUGUGUAUUAUCCAGGAACAGCAGUAUGAAAUCAUCAUCAUCCCUACCUUCCUGGUUGGUACCUUCCUCAUCCUCCUCGGCGUCAUCCUGUGGCUUUUUAUCAGAGGACAGAGAGCCCAACAGCAGUCUCCAGGACCUCGAGGUGUUGCCCAUGUACCUCUAUCUGGGAACCUAAGCCAGGAAGCAGCAAGACCUGGGGAAACUGUGUUUGUACCACUUGAGGAGACCUCGGUGGAAAGCCUUCUGCGAACUUCUGCACAUGCCCUGGCUAAGCUGCAGGUGCCCCGGGAGCAACUCUCUGAAGUUCUGGAGCAAAUCCACAGUGGUAGCUAUGGGGCCAUCUAUCGCACCACGAUGCACACUGGGAACCCUGCAAAGCCCAAGAGUGUGGUCCUCAAGAGUUUAAAAGAACCAACUGGGCUCCAAGAGGUGCAGGAUUUCUUAGGGCGAAUCCAAUUCUAUCAGUACUUGGGGAAGCACAAGAACCUGGUACAUCUGGAAGGCUGCUGCACAGACAGGCUGCCGCUCUACAUGGUAUUGGAGGAUGUGGCCCAGGGAGACCUGCUCAGCUUUCUCUGGACCUGUCGCCGGGAUGUGAUGACCAUGGAUGGUCUUCCCUAUGACCUCACAGAGAAACAAAUAUAUCACAUUGGGAAGCAGGUCCUUUUGGCUUUGGAAUUUCUCCAGGAGAAGCGUCUGUUCCAUGGCGAUGUGGCAGCCAGGAAUAUUCUAAUCCAGUGUGACCUCACUGCUAAGCUCUGUGGGCUGGGCCUGGCUUAUGAAGUUCUCUCCCGAGGGGCCAUCUCCUCCACUCAUGUCGUACCUCUCAAGUGGCUUGCCCCGGAACGGCUUCUGCUGAAACCAGCUGGCAUCAAAGGAGACGUCUGGUCUUUUGGGAUCCUGCUAUACGAGAUGGUGACUCUAGGGGCACCUCCAUAUCCUGAGGUCCCUCCUACCAAUAUCCUACAGCAUCUCCAAAGAGGGCAAAUCAUGGAGAGACCCAGUAGUUGCACACACACCAUGUAUGGUCUUAUGAAGUCCUGUUGGCGUUGGAGUGAGGACAGCCGCCCCUCACUUCGAAAGCUACGCGCAUGUCUCGAAACUGCUGCUCAAAGUGCAGACGACAAGGCUGUGUUGCAAGUCCCGGAGUUGGUGGUACCUGAACUGUACGCAGCUGUGGCGGGUAUCAGCGUGGAGAGUGUCUCCUACUGCACCAGCAUCUUCUGAAGGUCCUGGGACAACACCCACUUUGGGGAGAUUGUAUACUCUUGAAACCAGUUCCUCCAAGAGCAAAGACUUUUUAGUGGGAGUUAAAGGGAGAAAUGGGACAUGGAUCUUGAAUUUUCUCCUACACAUUUCCCUAGAAACCUGAAAUGAUGCUGGAUGAGGCUGCCCUCACCAUGUACCCUUGAGAUGGAGAAAUGCAGUUUCAUUUCUGCUGUCCCAAUUCUGAAGACACAGGGUAGAUGGGUUGGACAGUGUCGAUGCAAGGGAGGUUUUUACAAAUUUGCAAUCUUUGUUGCCAUAUGGCAUAGAUAAGUUGGUCCCUCCUACCACAGGCUGGUUUCCUUUGAAACGUGCUUUUAUCUAGACUAUAGUUAAGGUCCAGAAAAUUGGAAUCAAAUGAGGGAAGAGAAAGUUGAUAAAGAAAUUGAUGAGAAGAAAUGAAAGGUUCUAUUUUCUCAGGAAUAUAGAUGAGGACCAAGGUCCAUCCUUCACAGAGAAGGGAGAGGAAGGUCAUAUAGUUUUCCAUUUCUGGUCCAUUCAUGCAGGGAUGAAAGAGAACCAUUAAGGAAGAUUUCUGAGCUCACCCUAAGAUAUAAGCUCACCCUAUAUGGAGAGAUACAGUCCCCUUUUAUCUAAUUCUGAGAUAGGUAAAUCCUGUUGGUACUAUUCUAAGUAGAAGCUGGAGGGGUGAUUUCAUGAUUAAGAACAUUGGUUAUGUACCAUCCAUCAGGCUCACUUUCUGGUCCCUGUUAGAUUAGAGAAAUCAACCCUGAAUAUUUAUUGGAAGGACCAAUGCUGAAGCUGAAGCCCCAGUACCUUGGCCACUUGUGAAGAGCUGACUCAUUGGAAAAGACCCUGAUGCUGGGAAAGGUUGAGGGCAGG
Cervus elaphus (red deer) is the source of this 2731-nucleotide messenger RNA. RefSeq names its product serine/threonine/tyrosine kinase 1 (gene STYK1). The record is from RefSeq and is a predicted model, not a curated record. Gene Ontology annotation, biological process: positive regulation of kinase activity; cell surface receptor protein tyrosine kinase signaling pathway; multicellular organism development. Gene Ontology annotation, cellular component: signaling receptor complex. Gene Ontology annotation, molecular function: ATP binding; transmembrane receptor protein tyrosine kinase activity. NCBI's taxonomy places the organism in Eukaryota, Metazoa, Chordata, Mammalia, Artiodactyla, Cervidae. The coding region runs from base 566 to 1849 and encodes 427 amino acids. The transcript has 11 exons.